This is a messenger RNA of Adineta steineri, 237 nucleotides long. NCBI's taxonomy places the organism in Eukaryota, Metazoa, Rotifera, Eurotatoria, Adinetida, Adinetidae. The record is from the annotation of a GenBank genome assembly.
AUGACCAGUCAAUCUGAAAUAUUAUCCAAUACAAUUGUUAAUGAAAAUAUUAACUAUUCAUUAGUUGGUAACUACAAUAAUGGAUCAACUAAACGGAUGUUGAAAGACAUAAUCUAUGAAUUAAAAUUAUUAAAUGAACAAAUGCAAAGAUUGAACUCAUUUCAUGAGAUUCAAUUUUUUUCAAUUAUGGGUAUGGCUUAUGGUAUUAUACUUGUCUUAUUAAUGAAAAAGAUCUGA